UGUUGUCUGGUCGGAUAUUGGUCCGCCUUUUAGAAUAAUACACAGCGAUUUGGCGUGUUUUGUCGGUGAGGAGUCGGUUUGGGAUUUACCGCACCACCUGAGCAUCGCACCAAAACGGUGGGCAGGUGGUGUCCUGUCAUGCGGUUCCAAGAGGUCAGCCUCCACUGGAGCUGACACAGUCAGCCAGCCCAGCCAACACUACAGCAGUCCUAUCUCUACCUGAUCUUCACCUUCCACUGCCCUACUCUCUGCCCAGUAAUCCUGCCCCACGGGAAGACGUGCCUCUGCAGCAUCUGUGUUCCAGGCUCCUUAUUCACAUUCUAGUCCUUGGCACCUCCCCCAAGAUAGGUCCUCCUUCUCCAUCCCAGACCUGUCUACAAUUCUUUAAUACCCUACACUCUACCCAGGCUCUGCUCCCUGGACCCUUCCUCUAGCUGUAGGCCCUGGCACAAACUCCUCUCCCCCGAGCAUCUCUAAACCCACUAGCCUUGGCCAAAAGAUUGCCCAAAGCCACAGCCCUGGUAACGAGCAUCCCUGGCCGAACACAAGGACCUAAUCGAGGCAGUUGUCCAUCAGAUAGAUCCAGGGUGUGGCAACAAUGUCUAGCCGACGGAAAGCCUCCACUCCUUGUAUGAUCCGCCCAGAACAAGCCCUGGUGGAGCUGGAUGAGGAAGCAGAGGAGUCCCAGGACGUGGAGAACACAGUGGAGAACCAUGCUGCAGAGGGACCUAUGGAUACAGAUCUCUCCAGGGAAGAGCAGUCGUCUGUAGACUUGGAACCAGUGGACAAGGCCCCGGAGCCGAGGGCAGCUCCAGACAAACCAGUGACUGAGCCACCAGAUGCCUCCAAGCCUCAGCGUAGACAGCAGGGGGGCUAUGAGUGCAAAUACUGCCCUUUCUCCACUCAGAACCUGAAUACUUUCAAAGAACACGUAGACGCCAACCACCCUAACGUCAUCCUCAACCCUCUGUACCUGUGUGCCGUCUGUAACUUCAACACAAAGAAGUUCGACACCCUGACGGAACACAAUGAGAGGUGUCACCCGGGAGAGAGCAACUUCAAAUUCAAACGCAUCAAACUGAACAAUCAGACAAUCUUAGAACAGACAAUAGAGGGCUGCAGUAACAAUGCGGUGAUUUACAACACAUCCAGUGCCACCUCUGGCAAAGGAGAGGAGCUAGGUACUCUACCAUUCAGCAAAUCCACCACAGUGAAGAUUGGCAAACCAAAAAUGCUGAUACCGGAUAAUAAACGGACAGAGUCUCAGUUGGGUAAACUAACUCCCGAUCUGGCCAAGAAACCAGUCACGGCGGUCAAUGUUAACGGGACCGUCAUUAUCCCGGAGUCAACCCUUCUGAAAGCAGAUGGCCUUUCCCACAUCAUGCCUUCCCUGCAGCGGCCUCCAAACUACACCCAGGUCCCGAAGAUCGCAGUGCCCCUCAACACAACCAAAUACAACCCUUCACUGGACGGCAACCUGACACUCAUCUCCUCCUUCAACAAGUUCCCCUACCCGACACAGGCUGAGCUCUCUUGGCUCACCGCAGCCUCAAAACACCCAGAGGAGCAAAUCAAAGUCUGGUUCACCACACAGAGGCUCAAACAGGGCAUUAGCUGGUCACCUGAGGAGGUGGAAGAGGCCAGGAAGAAAAUGUUCAAUGGCACAAUCUCAUCAGUCCCUCAAACCUUCACCGUUGUAGCUCCACAGCUCAAUGCUCAGUCAUCUACCGCUCCCUCUGCAUCAACUACAGCCUCAAAAUCUUUGCAGCCAGCGACUCCCCUCCUGCAGUCUCUCCCCUGUCAGCUGCUCGGCCAGACCAGCUUGGUGCUGACUCCAGUCGCUAAUGGUUCUUCAGUCACCUGCGCUCCGCUGGCACUCACUGUCGCCAAUCAGGUGACGCAGUCUCUCAAGCGACCCCUGGCAUCCCCUGUGAUCGCCACAGAAAGCAAACGUCCCUCCAUCAUCCAGACCAACCAGACGCCCACGGCCACCAAGCUGGCCCUGCUCAAAAUGCUGAGUUUCACCGUCGACCCCAAUAAAACAGCUGAGCAGCUGUCUGUGCUGAGGACCAGCUACACACAGUGUCCAUUCCCAGAGGAAGAUGAGAUCUACCGGCUGAUAGAAACCACCGGGCUGUCCAGAGGAGAGAUAAAGAAGUGGUUCAGUGAACAAAGACUCCUCAACCUCAAAGGUAUUCCUCCAGCGGUUCCUCCACCAGUGCUAGUGAAAGCAGAGGUGACGCCUGCAACUAAAGACGGUCCAGUGAAGAAAGCGGUCCCGAGCCAGUUUCCCCUGCUGGAGAGGGUGAAGGGGAAGUCAUCAGAGCAGCUGAAGGCGCUGGAGGAGAGCUUCCAGAAAAGCAGCUCUCCAACUGAGGCAGAACUAGACCAGCUGGCCCAGGAGACCAGGCUCUCCAAGACCGAGGUAGACUGCUGGUUUUCAGAGCGCAGGGCGCUCAGGGACAACAUGGAGAAGGCCUUGCUCACCAUGACUCCCAAGAGCGCAGAGGAGAGAGCGAGCCGAGCAGGAGGGCUGCUGAACGGGGCCUCUCACCACGAACAGGACGGCAAAGCUCUCCGCUCCUCCCCUCAUCCACCUGUCCUCUCCUCCUCCUCCCCUCCCGUACUGGCAGCCUCGUCCUCCCCUCAUCCGCCAGUCCUCUCCUCCUCUGUAUCUCCUCCCAUCCUCACCACCUCCUCCUCCUCCUCGCCUCAUCCCCCCGUCCUCUCGGCCUCCACCAGCCCCGCCCCCAUCAGCAGCCGCUCCCUCACCCUGCUCAGAGAGGUGUUCUGUCGGACCCAGUGGCCGUCCCCUGAGGAGUACAGCCAGCUGGAGGUCCAGACAGGCCUGGGACGCACCGACAUCGUCCGCUGGUUCAAAGACCACCGCUCAGCGCUGAAGAAUGGGGAAACACUGGACUGGAUGGAGGGUUUCCAAAACCAGAACCCUGAGCAAGAGAAAGCAGGCCAGGAACAGAACGGGCAGAGCUCUGAGAAAAACGAGAACGUUCCCCUGGAAGCCAAGCCCGUCAAAGCCCAAGAUGCCGGGGAGGACGCCGCUGAGAACCCGGCGGAAACAGAGCACUCCAAGCUGUCCAACCAAGACAUAGUCCAGUGGUUCACUGACAGACUAGGCCAUGGUGUGACGGACCUGAGCCGGACCAGACCGGACCAGACCAGCCCUAACACUGCGGACAAAGGAAGGUGGGUGAAGGUGACAGUGGCGGUGGGGGAGGAGAGUGACGGAGGAGUGGAGAGACAGAAGCUGGCAUCAGACUCUGACGUCCUGGCCUUGGAGCACCCUGGAAGGGUCACGGGUUGAUGAUCAAGGGAAUCAUUGACUGCUGACCGCCUUGAAACAACUCAAGACGGCCACAUCGGGAACCAAUGACAGAACUGUCCGCCUGUGAUGUCAUCACAAAGCGCCGUGGAUUGUGACGUCCCACCGUAAAAAGCACUGACAUGUGGUGCAGAUACCGACAGAGGAGUGCCAAAGCUGGACUUGAUGCAUUGUUCUUACUGCUAGUACUUUUUUUUUU
Myripristis murdjan (pinecone soldierfish) is the source of this 3539-nucleotide messenger RNA. It is a transcript of the gene zhx2a, whose product is annotated as zinc fingers and homeoboxes 2a. The transcript has 13 exons. Gene Ontology annotation, biological process: regulation of transcription by RNA polymerase II. The coding region runs from base 599 to 3322 and encodes 907 amino acids. Lineage: Eukaryota; Metazoa; Chordata; Actinopteri; Holocentriformes; Holocentridae. Gene Ontology annotation, cellular component: nucleus. The record is from RefSeq and is a predicted model, not a curated record. Gene Ontology annotation, molecular function: DNA binding; DNA-binding transcription factor activity, RNA polymerase II-specific.